AUGAGACCAUCAUUUAUAAGAUUAAAUAAGAAUCAACUUCCUUUACAUGUACGUGCUACUGAUGUAGUACAUAGAUUGACUGUAUUAGGUCUUGUUGGAAUAUGUGUUAUUGGUGGUGGUGGUAUAGCUUUUAACAUUUGGGCAAAUUCGGAUUGGUCACCAUUUAAUAAAAAGAAAUUAGCAUUUGAUGAAAAUCAAUAUCAUGAACAAAGAAAAGGAGAGGAGAAAUGA
Molecule: messenger RNA, 231 nt
Organism: Insectozyma verbasci
Lineage: Eukaryota; Fungi; Ascomycota; Pichiomycetes; Serinales; Debaryomycetaceae
Source: the annotation of a GenBank genome assembly